Capronia coronata CBS 617.96 is the source of this 2286-nucleotide messenger RNA. RefSeq lists its product as uncharacterized. Bases 1 to 2286 code for a protein of 761 amino acids. The record is from RefSeq and is a predicted model, not a curated record. NCBI's taxonomy places the organism in Eukaryota, Fungi, Ascomycota, Eurotiomycetes, Chaetothyriales, Herpotrichiellaceae. The transcript has 2 exons.
AUGAGACCUGCCUUGACUGCCGGUCUUGUGGCCUCCGUCUUGCUCAUGCAGCAGGCUGCCGCAACGGGCUGGGGCGAUGCACCGAGUUUUUCGUGUCCUUCCAACACCGACAACAACUGCUCCAUAGACCAACGAAGUGGCUUCAACUGGUCCGCUUUGCCGACGGGUGAUUUCAGCAGCUAUGGUGGGUUUGGGUUCAGCGGCUUCACCUGCCAGGACAGCUUCAAGUCCAGCAGCAAGAGAUCGCUGCAGACUCGCUCGAACUUCCAGUCCAAAUGCAUUCAAGGGAAAGUCAGCAAAUCCAGCGGCAGUGGGCCAUCCUUCUCCUGUGCACAAAACGACAAGUUCUCAAUCACCCACCUGGAUGUCUCGGUCUCUUUCGACACCGACCUCGAUUUCAUCUUCUCCAUGCCUGAUGGUUCGACCUGUAAGCAUACAGCGGCCUGCCAGGCAGGGGGAACCACUGUGCAGAACACCCAGUGUGGUGGAGCCAAGUCGGUGUCGAUGCAGCUGCCACCGAGCAGUGGCAAGCAAGAAUGCGAUGUGGGCAUUCACUCUAUCGGGUUUGAUUGCAAAUCUGCUUCCUCAUCGUCGUCUACGACUUUUGCUCCCUCCACCACCGCUGCCAUCAGCACGACCACAACACCCGUCGCAACAACUACGACACCUGUCACCACGACGAUAGUCACUAGUGCUAGUGUCGAGAUAACCACCACGACAUCCCAGGUGCAGACGACGACCAGUCCAGGCGCAAGUUCCUCGACCACGACUACAACCACAACAUCUGCAGGGACUUCUACUAGUAGCAGCACCACAACUACCUCUAGUGAGCAAGCAUCAGCCACGACGACGACAACCACAACACCUGCAGUGACUUCUACUACCAGCAGCACCGCAACUACCUCUAGUGAGCAAGCAUCAGGCACUACGACGACUACAAGCAAGUCUGAAGAAACACCUAGCACUACUGCCACCACCACCGUUGGCACCACUAAUACCACGUCUGGUGAGCAGACUUCUUCCACCACAACAUCUGCGCCUACUACGACCAUCACCACCACCAGCCCGGUAGUUACCACUCCGGCGGCAUCGACAACCACAACUGAGACUCAAACUGAUGUCGUUACCACAGAGUUUGUCUUCACCACCAUCUCCGUAUGUCCGUUGACAUUGACGCACACCACGGGCAGCGACACCGUGACCGAGGUCACCAGCACCAUCUCCACCGUCACCAUCACGUCCACAUCCACCGUCUGCACGAAAUGCAACAGUCCGCCUCCUUCGACUCUGACAUCUGUCACGGUCCCUGCCUCCACUCCGACCACUACGGCCUCGGAAUCGGAAACUGCAGCAGCGUCGUCCACCUCAACACUCACAUCUGCAGCUCCACCCCCGCCAGAGUCUUCAGCCUCUUGUCCUCCCGUUCUUCCUAGCUGCCUGAACACCUGGCUCAGCCUUGUGCCAAAAUGCUCUUCCAACAGCGACGUCAGCUGCUUCUGUCCCAGUGCCGACUUCAUUGCGAACGUCCAGUCCUGUGUGGCUGCAUGGGCCGGCUCCGACGACGAAAUCACCGCCGCGCUGUCAUACCUCGCAGGCAUCUGUGCCGAUUUCGUGCCUCAGAACCCAGGCAUUUGCACCGGUAUCCCUAAGACCAUCACCUUGGUGCCCAACCCGCCCGCAGGUACCGAGACCACAACUGCCACUGGAACAGAGACGGCCACGGCCACCGCCCCGACUACGGCCACGGCCACGACGACCGUCAUCACCAACGGCAACGGUCGCGGUCCUCGUCCACCGGCGGUCACGACACAGUCCCCAGCUCCCAUCGCUGUGCCGGUCACCACCGUGACAUUCACACUGACUCAGAGUUCCUCUGGUGGUUCCGUCAUCACCACAGCCGUCACGGUCCCUCAAGUCACAUUCGUCACCGCGCCACCGGCCACUACAGUGAGCGAAGGUAGUGGCGGCCCUGCAGCGCCCGGCAACGUCGGGCUCGUCCCGAUGCCAGCAGCGCUUGCGACUUCGACUGCAACUGCAACUGCAAUUGCCAGCCCGUCUGCAGUUGGAAGCAGUGUCGGCACUGGAUGCCAGGGCGCUCAAUGCAGUCCUGCUGGUGGGGCGGGGGCAACUACAGCCGUGGCUCCAACGGGCGUCGCACCUGCUGUGACGCAGACCAGCUCGAUCAUCGGACCUGAUGUCUUUACUGGUGCAGCGUCUUGUGGAUGCGGUACUGUUGGAUUUGGCAUGCUUGCUGGGCUGAUGGGUGCUGUUGCAUUCUUGUUCUGA